Molecule: messenger RNA, 1502 nt
Organism: Trypanosoma cruzi
Lineage: Eukaryota; Euglenozoa; Kinetoplastea; Trypanosomatida; Trypanosomatidae
Exons: 1
Source: RefSeq, a predicted model, not a curated record
ACAAUUACUACUCGAUCUUAGGCGAGCCAAGCAAGGAACAACAACAAUUAUAUGUGCAGGGUAAAUUAGGUGCGGUAAAAAACACGCAAAUGCGGAGGGAUAAUGAGGAGGCCAACCAUUUCCGCUUCUAUGAGUUGGGGCUAUCUCAAGAAAGUCCCCGUUUCUUUUUAUUGCCCGCCAUUUCCAGUAUAGUUUCCCCGGAAUUCGACAACAAGCGAAAUGAAGUGAUACAUAACUGGUGUGAGUUCUUGCCAAGAGGUGUGCCGAAUGAAACAACCUUUCAGAAAUCUGUUUCCAGACGUCUCGAUGAAAUCCUGGAACGGGCAUGCGAGGUGUUCGACGGCCAAGUUGAGAAAAAAGGAAAGAAACUGCGGAUUCAACCCUCGGCGGUUGUACUUCACGAUAAUGCGAAUUCCAGUGGAAAGCUGCAUAUAGAGAAAAAGUGUAUUUCUCUCCAGAAAGAAGAAUGUGUCUUUACAUCUCUGGAUAGGACGAGCAACGCUGUCACCUCGUUGGAAGACUUACCUGGAGUAUCAGGACUAUUGAUGGAUCUUACCAGCAGGUUUCAAAAGGGACAGAAUGUCACACUUCUUACGGCAGAUGCCACGAUUGGUAAACACCAUUUGGCACUGACGAUGCUUUUGGAUUUUGUUCGCUUGGCACUGAAACGAAAGCCAAAUGAAACUUACAUCACAUUUUCUUUUGUGUUCGUCCGUAAUGGACGCUUUGUGUAUGAUCUUUUGGCCGAUCAGGAGACUCUUAUGGCAUCGAAGCUUUCGUUUAAAUGUAAUAGAUUGCUUGGGCCAAUGAUUCAGGAUGGUGUGAGGUGGCAUGAUGUGCAGCAUGCGCACGAAAUGGAUGCAAUUAUCAAACAGAUUGAACAAACUCUAUCGGUGUUGUUAGUACGGUGUGUCAGCAAGGAGGACAUGCAAAGUACGUUCAUAAUGUUAACAGCCGUCGCUAAAACGGUUGAACCGCACGAUGUUGUGUUUUCGUCUUUUGUUGGUUUUUUUGUUUGGAACGAGGUGAACUUGUACGAUUUCCUGCUACGAUCACAAGAACAGGAAAAGCAAGUAAAUAGUGCUGAAAAAGAAGCCAUGCGAUCAAUUUUACUUUCUGCUGUGCGAGAUCGCUCGAGUUUUGUACGGACUUGCUUUGUGUAUCAUACGGCCAUGCCGGAGACGUGUGCUCAACGUUUUUUGAUGGUACAGAACCGGUUGUGUGGUUGUUUUUCGAACGAGCCCCAUAAAGGCACUUUGGCUUCCAUGACACGGCGACAAAAAGCGAAGGUGACGGGAAAAACGACGGGGUGGAGGAGGCUCCUGGGACGUGGGUCCGUAAAAAUGGGAGAAGACAAAUCGCGCAUGGUGAAUCAGCUCAAAUACUUUGAAAUGAUUCUUGCCGACACUUACAAGGCGGUGCUUUUAGUGGAGGGAAUGGAAAGUAAGCCGCCAUCAACCGAAUCACCAGAAAAUGGGGGGGAAACGGGAAAGGAUGAAUAA